Molecule: messenger RNA, 1988 nt
Organism: Cryptomeria japonica (Japanese cedar)
Lineage: Eukaryota; Viridiplantae; Streptophyta; Pinopsida; Cupressales; Cupressaceae
Product: diacylglycerol kinase 7
Exons: 12
Coding region: 158-1645 (495 amino acids)
Molecular function (GO): ATP-dependent diacylglycerol kinase activity
Source: RefSeq, a predicted model, not a curated record
ACAUCAUCCCUCCUAGUGCUCACGAGAGUCUUCACUGUCUUUUUUGAAAAUUUUUGUAGUCCUCAGUACGUUCCGAGUUCGAACCCACGCACGCACCAAAUUUCCCUCCUGCAAUUGCAUCACCAGUGCCCGAAAGGGGAAACAAGAACAGGAAACAAUGGCGGUGGAAGAAGAGGGAAAACAGAGAGGUCCUAGAUUUGACUCCUUUAAUACCGAAAUUGAAGAAUCCCACGGCGAAACGAGCCGGGUAGCGGCCAGAUCGUCUGUCGUCGAUUCUCUCCACGGCUGUGGGCUUAGCGGAUUUCGGGUUAAUAAAGAUGAAUUGAAGAAAAAAUUGCUGAUUCCUGAAUAUUUGAGAAAUGCAAUGAUGGAGGCCGUUACAAAGAAGGAGUUCGUGUAUGACGCGGAUCGCCAUCGUGGGGACGAGACCAGUACCGCGCCUGAAGCUGCCGUAAUCGUUUUUAUCAAUUCAAAGAGCGGCGGCCACCACGGCCCUGCGCUCAAGGCCAGGCUUCAGGAGCUUAUCAGUGAACAACAGGUCUUUGAUCUGUCAAGUGUAAAACCCUCAGAAUUCCUUCACCAUGGUCUAGGUUGUUUGGAGGAAUUGGCCAACUUUGGGGACCAUUGUGCUCAAGAAACCCGUAAGAGAGUACGGAUUGUGGUAGCAGGUGGUGAUGGGUCUGUGGGAUGGGUGCUGGGAUGCAUUGGAGAGCUUCAUUUGGAAAACAUAAAACCAAUCCCACCUGUUGGAGUUAUUCCUCUUGGCACAGGCAAUGAUCUUUCUCGAAGUUUUGGCUGGGGUGGGUCCUUCCCAUUUGCAUGGAAGUCAGCAAUCAAGAGCUCCUUGUUGAGGGUGAUUAGUGGUCGAAUUCGUCGGCUUGAUAGUUGGCAGGUGGUCAUGACAACAGUAGAUGAAAAAAAAUUAGAAUUGCCCUAUGCACUCAAGCCACGUCAACAAACUUCAAUUCCUCAGGAUGGGAUUCAAGAUGGCACCUUGUCUAGUACUUUUGUUUCCUAUGAAGGAGUAUUUUACAAUUACUUCAGUAUGGGUAUGGAUGCUCAAGUAGCUUAUGGAUUUCAUCAUUUACGAAAUGAGAAACCAUAUCUUGCUCAAGGUCCAAUUACUAAUAAAAUGAUCUAUUCAGGAUAUAGUUGUGCUCAAGGGUGGUUUUGCACCCCAUUUUCAUCCAAUCCUCGAGUAAGGGGAUUAAAUAAUAUUUUGCGCGUGGAAAUCAAAAGGAGGAACUGUUCUGAUUGGGAGAUUCUUCGAAUACCUUCAAGUGUUCGAGCAGUUGUUGCAUUGAAUCUUCACAACUAUGCUAGCGGACGAAAUCCUUGGGGUCACCCUAGCCCAGACUACUUGGAGAAGAAAGGGUUUGUGGAAGCCCAUCCUGAUGAUGGAUUGCUAGAAAUCUUUGGUUUAAAGGAGGGUUGGCAUACAACGUUCGUCAUGAUUGAGCUUAUUAAAGCAAAGCAUCUUGCUCAGGCGGCUGCUAUUAGAGUGGAACUAAGGAGUGGGCGAAGAAAAAAUGCUUAUUUGCAAAUGGACGGCGAACCCUGGAAACACCCACUUAGUGAGAACAAUUCAACAACAAUUGAGAUAACAAAAGCACCUUUCCCAUCCUUCAUGAUAAGUGGAGAAUGAACUUUUGGAUAAUCGUAUCACUAACUUAUAAGCAUGGUGUACAAGAUUCAGAUUCAGCUAAGGACGAACAAAUUCUAUUAGUAAAUAUCAAUGCUGUUUGCAGUGCUGCAUGUUCUAAUUCUAUUUAUUCAUUUUUUCAAAAGCUCUUCUGAGCUUUUUGUAUUCUCUAUGACAUGGCAAUUGUUGAGUGGUUUUAACAGAGAAUUUACUGCAGAGUUUGAUCUUGUUCCGAGGCAGAACAUUUGUUAACACUACAUGGUAAAUAUUUAUGCCAAUAUUUGCCCGGAUUGCUGUAUUGUGUCAAUAUUUAUGAAGAAAAAGAAUUUAGGCUGAAAUUCUUUUA